GCAGCAAGUAAACCAAAAACUGCAAAAGAAGUGUGAAAUGUGCCUGAUAUUUCUGCAAAUUUGCAUACUAGUGCUUGUUAUAAAAGAUAAUGCAAAAAUAAACUUGGGAACUUUGCAUUAUGAAUUUUACUUUUAAAUCUACCUAAGCAUGAGGGAAAGAACUGUAUUUCCAGAGAAGUAAAUCCAGAGGAGUUACAAAUUUUCAUUCGUCCCAAAGAUUUUGUCUGGGUAUUUCUUCGUUAGCUGUCGUCUUGCAGACACCAUUGAAGCAUAGAUGAUGCAGCCCCAGGAGAUUAAAACGAUGACAAGCAGCAACUAAACCAAAAACCAAAAGAGGUGUGAAAUGUGCCUGAUAUUUCCCCCCGCCGUCAGGUUACCGUGUGCCAUUGCUAAGGUGGGAAUUAAAAUAACAAAGUCGAAUAAAUGGGGUUCCAGUGGCGGGUACACCCAGCUGCCCUUACGUAAGAAGCGGAAGAUCGUAUCCUCCAGGAAGAGGCGGAGUCGAGGUGAGGGAGUGAAAUGCUUAAUUCAGGAAUGGAUUUUGGAGUUUCUGGGUGCUGAAGAAGUAAGAGCCUUUCUGCCUGCAGGCCCAGUGAGUCGACACGGUGGGCGCCCGCGAGCUCCGGGACUUACCACAGAAUAAAUCCAGUCCAGCGUGCGACGACUCACUGGCUUCAUGGGGUCGCAGCCGCCGCUGGGGUCUCCGCUGUCUCGCGAGGAGGGUGAAGCGCCCCCGCCUGCUCCCGCUUCGGAGGGUAGGCGGAGAAGUCGCCGGGUACGCCUUCGCGGAUCCUGCCGUCACCGACCUAGCUUUCUGGGCUGCCGGGAGCUCGUGGCGAGCGCGCCAGCCAGGCCUGCGCCGGCAUCCUCCGAGAUAAUGGCAUCAGCUGCUAAGGAAUUUAAAAUGGACAACUUUUCACCUAAAGCUGGCACUAGCAAAUUGCAACAGACAGUACCAGCUGAUGCAUCUCCUGAUUCUAAGUGUCCUAUAUGCUUGGAUAGAUUUGAUAAUGUGUCUUACUUAGAUCGCUGCUUACAUAAGUUCUGUUUUCGCUGUGUACAGGAGUGGUCAAAAAACAAAGCUGAAUGUCCACUAUGUAAACAGCCCUUUGAUUCUAUUUUCCAUUCUGUGAGGGCGGAAGAUGACUUCAAGGAGUAUGUCCUAAGGCCUUCGUAUAAUGGUUCUUUUGUCACCCCUGAUCGACGAUUUCGCUACCGUACAACUCUGACAAGGGAACGAAAUGCUUCUGUGUAUUCACCUAGUGGUCCUGUGAACAGAAGAACAACAACUCCACCAGAGAGUGGAGUACUAUUUGAAGGGUUAGGCAUUUCAACAAGACCUAGAGAUGCUGAAAUUCCUCAAUUUAUGAGACAAAUUGCAGUAAGAAGGCCAACUACCGCAGAUGAAAGAUCUUUGCGGAAAAUUCAAGAACAAGAUAUUAUUAAUUUUAGACGAACUCUCUAUCGUGCUGGUGCUCGAGUUAGAAAUAUUGAAGAUGGUGGCCGCUACAGGGAUAUUUCAGCUGAAUUUUUCCGUAGAAAUCCAGCUUGCCUUCACAGAUUAGUCCCCUGGUUAAAACGUGAACUUACAGUUCUUUUUGGAGCUCAUGGAUCUUUAGUGAAUAUUGUCCAGCAUAUUAUCAUGAGUAAUGUUACUCGCUAUGACUUGGAGAGUCAGGCAUUUGUGUCUGAUUUAAGACCAUUUUUACUUAAUCGAACUGAACAUUUUAUACAUGAAUUUAUCAGUUUUGCCCGAUCUCCUUUUAACAUGGCAGCCUUUGACCAGCAUGCCAAUUAUGAUUGCCCUGCUCCUUCAUAUGAAGAAGGCAGCCAUUCUGAUUCUUCAGUCAUAACAAUAUCUCCAGAUGAGGCUGAGACCCAAGAGCUGGAUAUUAAUGUAGCCACUGUUAGUCAGGCACCAUGGGAUGAUGAAACUCCAGGACCAUCUUACUCAAGCUCAGAGCAGGUACACGUUACUAUGUCUUCUCUUUUAAAUACUUCUGACAGUUCAGAUGAAGAACUUGUCACAGGAGCCACGUUUCAGACACAAGGAGUACAAACCAAUAAGGACCUAAAUAAUGACAGUGAUGAUUCUUCAGAUACUUGUGUCAUUGUUGGGUUUGUUAAACCACUAGCUGAGAGGACCCCAGAACUUGUUGAACUGUCCUCUGAUUCUGAGGACUUAGGUUCUUAUGAGAAAAUGGAGACAGUGAAGACACAAGAACAGGAGCAAUCUUACAGUUCUGGUGAUAGCGAUGUUAGUAGAUGCUCAUCUCCACACUCUGUCCUUGGAAAGGAUGAAGAAAUAAAUAAAGGUCAUUGUGAUUCUAGUGCAAGAAUCAAAUCAAAGAAGGAAGAGAAACGAUCUACAUCAUUGUCAUCUCCCAGAAACCUGAGCUCAUCUGUAAGAGGAGACAGAGUAUAUUCUCCAUAUAAUCAUAGACACAGAAAGAGGGGAAGAUCAAGAAGUUCAGAUUCACGUUCUCAGAGUAGAAGUGGGCAUGAUCAGAAGAAUCAUAGAAAGCAUCAUGGGAAGAAAAGGAUGAAAAGUAAACGAUCCAGAAGUAGGGAAAGUAGCAGACCUAGAGGGAGAAGAGACAAAAAGAGAUCAAGAACUAGAGAUAGCAGUUGGUCCAGAAGAAGCCAAACUCUGUCUCUAAGUAGUGAAAGCACAAGCAGAUCAAGGUCUCGUAGCAGUGAUCAUGGUAAAAGAAGAUCACGGAGCAGAAAUAGAGAUCGUUAUUAUUUAAGAAAUAAUUAUGGAAGCAGAUACAAAUGGGAGUAUACUUAUUACAGUAGAAACAAGGACAGGGAUGGGUAUGAAUCAUCUUACAGGAGGAGGACUCUGUCCAGAGCUCAUUAUUCUAGACAGUCUUCAAGUCCAGAAUUUAGAGUUCAGUCCUUUUCUGAAAGAACAAAUGCUAGGAAAAAAAAUAAUCACAGUGAGAGGAAAUAUUACUACUAUGAAAGGCACAGAUCAAGGAGCCUGUCUAGUAACAGAUCAAGGACUGCAUCUACCGGGACUGACCGAGUGAGAAAUGAAAAGCCUGGAGGGAAACGAAAAUACAAAACACGGCAUUUGGAGGGUACUAACGAAGUGGCUCAGCCAUCUCGUGAAUUUGCUUCUAAAGCAAAGGACAGUCAUUACCAAAAAUCUUCAUCAAAAUUGGAUGGAAACUACAAAAAUGAGAGUGAUACCUUUUCGGACAGCCGAUCAUCAGAUAGAGAGACAAAACACAAAAGGAGAAAAAGGAAGACCCGGAGCCUAAGUGUAGAGAUAGUCUAUGAAGGAAAAGCUACUGAUACAACUAAACACCAUAAAAAGAAAAAGAAGAAACAUAAGAAGAAGCAUAAGAAACACCAUGGAGAUAAUGCUUCACAUUCCCCAGUUGUAAUUACCAUUGACAGUGACAGUGAUAAGGAUUCUGAAGUAAAGGAGGAUACAGAAUGUGACAAUAGUGGUCCUCAAGACCCUCUACAAAAUGAGUUUUUGACUCCUUCCUUGGAACCAUUUGAAACUAAAGAUGUAGUUACAAUAGAAGAUGAAUUUGGUGUGCUGGACAAGGAGUGUGAUAUUGCCACACUUAGUAACAACUUGAGUAAUGCCAACAAAACUGUAGAUAAUAUUCCAUCUCCAGCAGCUUCAGUUGAACAAACUCUCAACGUAAGAGAAGAGAGCACCUUUGUUUCUGAUUUGGAGAACCAGCCCAGUAACAUUGUGUCUAUUCAGACUGAGCCAUCAAGGCAGUUGCCAUCUCCACGGACAUCAUUAAUGUCAGUAUGUCUUGGUAGAGACUGUAAUAUGUCUUAAAACUGGCCAAAGCAUUUCAUUGAGAAUUCUGAUGGUAUAAAAAGAAAAAAGGAAGAAUGUCAUCUACUGCAGUCUAUUUAAAGAUGACGUUUGGUGAAAACUCUCUUCCUCCUUACAAUAUUUUAAGUGAUUUUUUUUUUUUGGUGUUAAUUUGUAAAAAUCAUUAUUUGUUCAAAAUGUAUGUCCCACCCUCAAAGAUAUGCACUUUUAAGUGAAGAAAAUGAUACUGCUAGCAGUUUAUUUAAAACUUGGGGUCCUUUUUAAAUAAGAAAAAUUAUAUAAAUUUUAGAAGUUAUUUCAUAAAGCCAUACGGUAUUGACAUAUUUUUAAGGUAGUCAAUGAGUAUUUUUGAAUUUUUUUUUUUUGAGAGUUAUUCUGGAAAUGUGUUAUAAGAUAGGAGAAUCCCUUUGGACAGUCUUUAUUUUUCUUAAAAAUUUAUAUGAUUCAAAACCAUUUCUUCAGGUUAAAUUGAGGCAUUUUAAUGUGCACAGUUUAUCUUCUGCCAAAAUAAAAAUUUACUAUUUCCUUUAUAUACUUGUUCAUCUGGACUGCUAGUAAAACAAAUGUGUAUUCAACAAAAGAAAAAUAAAACACACUUUCAAACAAGAAUCAGACAUUUUCCUAUGCAGUAUUUUUUUAAGUUUAUUUUAGUAAAGCUAAAAUCUUGAAAGUAGCUAAGGGCAUAAUUAUCUCAUAAAUACUGAACUUCAGGUGAACAAAUACUUUAUAGUUUUAAUUAUUUUAGUUCUUUGAGGAGUAUCUUACUUGCUUUUUAUCAGUAAAAGCAUUUAAGUUGCUAAAUAAACAUGAAAAAUCCUUGUCAUA
Piliocolobus tephrosceles (Ugandan red Colobus) is the source of this 4636-nucleotide messenger RNA. It is a transcript of the gene TOPORS, whose product is annotated as TOP1 binding arginine/serine rich protein, E3 ubiquitin ligase. Gene Ontology annotation, biological process: protein sumoylation; protein polyubiquitination; protein monoubiquitination. Gene Ontology annotation, molecular function: ubiquitin protein ligase activity; metal ion binding. Gene Ontology annotation, cellular component: ciliary basal body; photoreceptor connecting cilium; nuclear speck. The transcript has 3 exons. NCBI's taxonomy places the organism in Eukaryota, Metazoa, Chordata, Mammalia, Primates, Cercopithecidae. The record is from RefSeq and is a predicted model, not a curated record. Bases 677 to 3811 code for a protein of 1044 amino acids.